UCCGCACAUUGUUGUUCUGCAUGUAGUGGCGGUUCUUUCAUCUUCAACCCAUAGGACCCCCGCGCAGCUUAAAAAAUCCUUCAACCAAGAAUAAAAACCGAUCUUCUUUCGACGGGAUCUGUAGUAAGGUCGUUGCGCUAAGUGAAUCAAAUCUAUUCUUCCACAAGACGUUUUAUGAGCAAGGUAAGGUUCUGGUGUUAAAUGAAAACCAAAAUUUAAAUCAAUCAUCUGAUCCACGGACGUGUCGAGUGGUCAGAAUCCAUUAGAGAUACGUUGAUCAUAAAACGACAGUUGAAGUUUUCCGAUGGUACAUUUUUUUCAUGCGCGGUUCGUUCAUGAUGUGCAUCUACAAUUUUUUUUCGUGCUUAGCCUGAAGAAGAUGAGGAUUUCGUAAGUACUAAAGAACUUUACAAUGAAUGACCCGGCGCAGGCAAGAAUUAGGUGGUGCAAAAGUCUGCUCUGAUAUUUUUGAUCAGGGCUACUAAGUAGACAGAGACGCGGACGCCACUAGUACCGCGAGCAAAAUGCAUGUCGUCGCGACCGUUGCAGAAGACUAUUAGAAAUCUUAAAGCGACGACUCUGUAGUGCUAUCAAGACCCACUUUGCACUUCACUACACCCCCUCCAAAAUAUCAUGACCUCCGAAGAUCAAACGCGCCAGGCUGCGGAGGGUCUGUUCCUCCCCGGCGUCCCGGUGCCAACCGCGGGCGCCUCCGUCCUUCUUGAAAUGGAAGAGGCGAAAAAGAAGCAGGACCUGCCCGCGCUGCGAACGUCCCUGUUAAAAGCAAGACAACUUCCCGGCGUCAACACGCCGUGGAUCGACAACGCGCUGCAGGAGAUCGAAAACCUCCAGCAGGUCCAGCAGCAGCAGGGGGGCACGAACAUCACCGACAUUGCGCGCCAGUGCAAGGACAAGGGGAAUGCAGCGCUGAAGGAGGCGAACAACAGCAAGCAGAAAUUAAAACAAGCCGGCGAGCACUACACCACGGGCGUGACGAUACUCAGCACCUUCCUGCAGAACCAGGCGAAACUGGCUGAGGACCGGGCGAAAAAGGUGAAGGAAGGGGUGUUGAAGCCAGAAGAGGCGGACAAUACCGACCCGGAGAAGGAAAAAAUGAUCGCGGACUCAAAAGUGCUCCUCUCCCAGCUCUACUCCAACCGGGCGCAGGUGUUGCUGCAGAUCCGCGAGUUCUCCGGGUGCGUGGACGAUUGUAAGCGGUGUCUGGCGUUGGACAACGCCAAUAUGAAGGCCUACUACCGGGCCGCAAGGGCCAGUCUCCUGAACGGGUUGUUUCAGCAAGCGGUCGACUUUUGCACGGCGGGGAUCGAGGUAUUGUUAUAGCAUCAUUCAAUCGUAUAGAAAAAUAGUAAAAACAUGCAGCCAUAAGCCUGACAAAUUUAUCUGCAAAAAUCAUUUGGAAGACAUUGAGAUUCAGACCACGAGCAAUUUUCGAUAUUUACACACGACGACCAGGUUGCAGAAGCCGCGCAAGCCUCUAGUUCCGCCGCUGCACCAGCUUCCAACACCGAGGAUUUGAAGAAGCUCUUGGAUUCCGCGUCCCAAAAGCUGAACGCGCAGAAGGACAUCAAGGAGAAACUCUCUGUGUCCCCGCAGGAGCUGAUGGACCAGCAGCAGAACGUGCAGCGACUCUACGGUCAGCUGCAGCAGCUCCAGCAGCAAAUUUUCCUGAAGAAGCAGAAGCAGCGAGCGCAACUGGUCACCAAGGAGUACGUGAAGACGCAGUGCCAGGACGUGAACACCUACGUGUCCUGCGGGAAGGUGUUUGUCAUGCGCAGCCACGACGGUCUGGUCAAGGAUAUGGAGGACCAGAUGGAAAGCCUCGACGCGGAGCUGCCGAAAAUGGAGAAGGCACACGCGGAAUUGAAGGAGCGGUUUGACGCGGCCAACGCAGAAUUCGAGGCGAUUGUGAAGCACAUGAACAAACAUCUGGUCGGACGGCAGAGGCAGUGAGGGAAGAGCUGUAGCAGGUCCAUCUUCAGAAGUAGAGGAAGACCAAUUAUGCUGAGCGUGGAUAUUAUAAUUCUUGACAAAGUUCUUAUUGCGUGCUUUGUCCACCACGCCGGCACCCUGAUGCGCUCCUUGUUGUACUCAUCAUCACGACCCACUUCGAAUUCUUCUUCAGACGACAACAUCAUGUAUCAUUUUCAUGUGCCAUGCUCUGACACAUCUUCACACCAUGAAU
Messenger RNA from Amoebophrya sp. A120, 2203 nucleotides. Lineage: Eukaryota; Dinophyceae; Syndiniales; Amoebophryaceae. The record is from the annotation of a GenBank genome assembly.